This is a messenger RNA of Daldinia vernicosa, 1093 nucleotides long. Its product is annotated as mitochondrial inner membrane translocase subunit. Gene Ontology annotation, cellular component: mitochondrial inner membrane; TIM23 mitochondrial import inner membrane translocase complex. Bases 481 to 945 code for a protein of 154 amino acids. The record is from RefSeq and is a predicted model, not a curated record. Gene Ontology annotation, biological process: protein import into mitochondrial matrix. The transcript has 5 exons. Gene Ontology annotation, molecular function: transmembrane protein transporter activity. Lineage: Eukaryota; Fungi; Ascomycota; Sordariomycetes; Xylariales; Hypoxylaceae.
AGUAGUUAUUUGACGGACUUCUCCUUUUUGUUUGCGUUAGUUAUCCUAGACUAAACAAGAGCUAAAGCCAUUAGGUACAAGUCUACACUAAGAACCAAAGUAAAUAAAUAGACUUACAAGGACAAGGGGCUGAGCCGGCAUGGCGGUAAGGCGGCUGUCGCUUAUCGUUUAUCGCUUAUCGGAAGAAGACUUAUCUCAGCAUCCGACAUGGUCUGUGCACAAUAGCGAAGCAACAAUUUUCUGUAUGGAAGUCAUUCUUCAUACGCAACAUUCAAGAAUUAUUUGCAUCUUCACAAUACACUCCGCGCAAAAAAUCGUCCAUCUUGACGAAAACGAACGUCGUCGUACUAUCAUUCCGUCCCAUACGAGCAAAACUUGCGAAUAGUCGUCCGAGAUACUGUUUGCGACCACAAUCGGUAGAAUUUUAGUCAUCCCACCUCGAAAUCCUAGAAUUUCCCGCCACUAUACCAGACACUCAAGAUGGAUCACACAAGAGACCCUUGCCCAUGGGUCAUUUUGAACGACUUUGGAGGUGCAUUUGCUAUGGGUGCAAUCGGCGGAACUAUAUGGCACGGUAUCAAGGGUUUCCGGAACAGUCCGAUGGGCGAGAGGAGGAUAGGUGCAAUCACAGCUAUUAAGGCGAGGGCACCAGUACUAGGUGGUAACUUCGGUGUAUGGGGCGGUUUAUUCUCGACGUUUGACUGCGCGGUUAAGGGAAUACGGAAAAAGGAGGAUCCUUACAAUGCCAUCAUUGCCGGCUUCUUCACAGGUGGUGCUCUAGCUAUCCGAGGAGGAUAUAAAGCGGCGCGAAACGGUGCCAUCGGUUGCGCCGUACUCCUUGCUGUCAUCGAAGGUGUUGGUAUAGGGUUCCAAAGAAUGCUUGCGGGCACGACGAAAUUAGAGGCGCCUCCACCACCGCCAGACACCGAUAAGGCUUUUGCAUAGGUUGCUUUAAAAACGAAUGCGACGAAAAAAUAUAUACUCCCACUCUGCUCCUUUCCGAUUUAUUAUCGAAUCGGUUUCGUGUAUUUAUAUCGGGGUUUAGGCGGUCUUUGCAUAACCAACACGGAUGGUCGGGCGAUGAAUGACAUGU